Molecule: messenger RNA, 1725 nt
Organism: Hyalella azteca
Lineage: Eukaryota; Metazoa; Arthropoda; Malacostraca; Amphipoda; Hyalellidae
Exons: 2
Coding region: 1-1581 (526 amino acids)
Biological process (GO): tRNA wobble uridine modification; tRNA methylation
Cellular component (GO): cytoplasm
Molecular function (GO): GTP binding
Source: RefSeq, a predicted model, not a curated record
AUGCCGGAAGUGAGUGCGGACGCUGAGUCUCGGGUCCGGGGUUUGUGCCGGACCAUCUCGGACCAUUUGUGCGACGGUCGGCGCGGUGAAAUUCUGAGGUCGGGAGUCCGUCUUUGUAUCGUUGGCCGCCCCAACGUGGGCAAGAGCAGCCUGCUUAACGUCCUGCUGCAGCGACCUGCUGCCAUCGUGUCGCCAAUACCAGGUAGUUGUCUGGGCAUCCAUCCACUCGAGGAAUAUCUAUCGGGACCGGAGGUCAUACUCCCUUGCGGUGAUGUGGUUGAACGCGAUACACAAAACGAAGAUAACCAUAACAGGAUUUGCGGUGAUGUGGUUGAACGCGAUACACUAAACGAAGAUAACCUUAACAUGAUCUGUGAUGAUGUGGUUGAACGUGAUACACUAAACGAAGAUAACCAUAACAGGAUCUGCGGUGAUGCGAUUGAACGUGAUACACAAAACGAAGAUAACCAUGACAGGAUCUGCGGUGAUGUGGUUGAAAGCGAUACACAAAACGAAGAUAACCAUGACAGGAUCUGUGAUGAUGCGAUUGAACGCGAUUAUAGAAAAGUUAACAAGUCCAAUGUGAUGAAAUGUGCCAAAGAAAAUAAAUUGGUCGUGAAUGAAGGCGAUAAACUUGACGGUGUUGGUGAUGAUCUCCGCAAACACGAUCCUGAUUGUAAGCUAAACGUUGAUAUUAAACGUCAAGAAUCCUGGAAAUCACUGUCGAGCACAGUUACAGAAUUAUUGGCCGAAUUAUUCCAAGAAAAUCUUCGUUUGAUGCGAUGGUUUCAAGAAAAUAAUUAUGUAGUAUUGUUGAAUAAGACUGACUUAUUAGAACCUCAAGAUAAGGCUUACCUUCUUAAUUAUUUGUCAUGUUACAUUAGUUAUGGCAAGUGUGAUAAAACUUCGUCGACUUGUUUACAUCACACUCUGGGUGUGAAUUCCACUCGCUCAUCCUUCUCGGGGGCAUCUAAAGAUUCUACAAGGAAUGGUAAUGAAUUAUUGCCUUGCAUCCUUCGAUGCGAUGCUGAGGUUAAAAAGAAUAUUUCCGUAGAUAAAUCCGCUAUAAAUGUUAGGGAUAAUUCUCAGUGUUUCCUAUGUGUACCAUCCUCAUUAUUGCACGAGGAAGGGGUAGAGUCUCUCCUCUCCUCCCUGGCUUGUCUGUGCGAACGUCUUUGCUGGAACCGACAAGAAAAUGAAGCCCCGGCCAUCACUUCAGCCCGACACAGAGCCCACCUCUCCGCUGCCCUCAAAUCCUUGCUACUCUUGCUCGGUGAGCAGCGAUUGCAUCGGCAGUUGUGUGGGGAUACAAGCCAGAAUUUAUCCUCACGAAAUGGUGUUAAAAAUAGUGAUUUGUUGCUUAAAUGUAAUAAUGAUAAUAUGUCAUCAUCUAAUGAAAGUGCAGUGAAUUAUUUGCCAUCAAAUAGUUCUAAUGUGAACUUACUCGCGCAUGAGUCAACUUUGGAUGUAGCCGCUCAUCAUUUGUUCGUGGCAGCGAGACACCUGGGGCAAAUUACCGGCCACAUCUCCACCGAACAAGUUCUUGACCAAAUCUUCAGCGAGUUCUGCAUCGGCAAGUGAUGUCCCAGGACCCGCAUUCCACCAAAUAUCUAUUGAUGAAAGUUGGGACUGUAAAUGCCAAAUCUUCAGCGAGUUCUGCAUUGGCAAGUGAUUUCCCAGGACUCGCAUUCCACCAAAUAUCUAUUGAUGAAAGUUGGGACUGUA